Molecule: messenger RNA, 2076 nt
Organism: Beauveria bassiana ARSEF 2860
Lineage: Eukaryota; Fungi; Ascomycota; Sordariomycetes; Hypocreales; Cordycipitaceae
Product: glycoside hydrolase family 13
Exons: 8
Coding region: 1-2076 (691 amino acids)
Biological process (GO): glycogen biosynthetic process
Cellular component (GO): cytoplasm
Molecular function (GO): cation binding; 1,4-alpha-glucan branching enzyme activity; hydrolase activity, hydrolyzing O-glycosyl compounds
Source: RefSeq, a predicted model, not a curated record
AUGCCAGCUACCGCAGGAAUUUCCGACAUGCCGACUGAUGGCACCGGCGUGAUCAAGUUGGAUCCAUGGCUAGAGCCUUUCAGCGAUGCUCUCAGGCGCCGUUUCAGCAAAACGCAGGACCGAAUCAAGAAGAUAAAUGAUUCAGAAGGUGGCAUGGAUAGCUACACCAAGGGGAUCGACAAAUUUGGUUUCAACGUCUUCUCUAACGGUGAUAUUCGAUAUAGAGAGUGGGCACCAAAUGCCGUCAAAGCAUACUUGAUUGGUGAAUUCAAUGAAUGGAACCAAACCUCGCAUCCGAUGGCGAAGGAUGCAGAGGGUUCCUUCACAAUCGUUGUGCCCUCCAAUGCUGGUCAGCCUGCUAUUCCACAUAACUCCAAAGUCAAGAUAUCCUUGGUUCUGCCAACCGGUGAACGAGUAGACAGGAUUCCCGCCUGGAUCAAAUAUGUCACGCAAGAUUUGAGCGUGUCGCCUGUUUAUGAUGCUCGCUUUUGGAACCCGCCCGCAUCGGAGAUGUACCAGUUUAAGCAUCCACGUCCGAAGAAGCCUGACAGUGCUCGUGUAUAUGAAGCUCACGUUGGAAUUUCAACACCCGAGCAACGAGUUGCUACUUAUAAAGAGUUUACCCGUCAUAUGCUGCCCAGAAUCAAGCAUCUUGGUUACAAUGUCAUACAGCUCAUGGCCGUCAUGGAACAUGCUUACUAUGCCAGUUUUGGAUAUCAAAUAAACAAUUUCUUUGCGGCUAGCAGUCGCUAUGGUCCCCCUGAGGAUCUCAAGGAGCUCAUUGACACGGCGCACGGCAUGGGUAUCGUGGUUCUCCUAGACGUUGUGCAUAGUCAUGCGUCGAAGAACGUUCUGGAUGGCCUCAACAACUUUGACGGAACCGAUCAUCAAUACUUUCACGGUGGCAGUAAAGGUAAUCACGAUCAAUGGGACAGUCGGCUUUUCAACUAUGGGCACCACGAGGUCAUGCGCUUUCUGCUGAGCAACCUUCGCUUCUGGAUGGACGAGUAUCACUUUGAUGGUUUCCGCUUCGACGGGGUCACCAGUAUGCUAUACACCCAUCAUGGUAUCGGGGCCGGUUUCUCGGGAGGCUACCAUGAGUAUUUUGGAGAGGAUGUCGAUGAAGAGGCUGUCGUCUACAUGAUGCUUGCCAAUCAGAUGCUUCACUCCUUCUAUCCAGACUGUAUCACUAUUGCUGAAGAUGUAUCUGGAAUGCCUGCUCUUUGUGUCCCAGUAGGGCUUGGCGGUGUAGGCUUCGAUUAUCGUCUGGCCAUGGCAAUUCCGGAUAUGUGGAUCAAGAUCCUGAAGGAAGUACAAGACGAGCAGUGGGACAUGGCAAACAUUUGCUUCACUUUAACAAAUCGACGACAUGGUGAAAAGACUAUUGCAUACUGCGAGAGUCAUGAUCAAGCUCUUGUCGGUGACAAGACAUUGAUGAUGCAUCUUUGCGACGCCGAGAUGUAUACAAACAUGUCUACUCUGUCGCCAUUGACUCCGGUUAUCGAUCGCGGAAUAGCUCUACACAAGUUGAUUCGGCUGCUCACGCAUAGCUUGGGUGGCGAAGGUUAUCUGAACUUUGAAGGCAACGAAUUCGGUCAUCCAGAGUGGCUUGACUUUCCUCGCGAGGGAAAUCAAAACUCAUUCUGGUACGCUCGGCGUCAGCUCAAUCUCACCGAAGAUCAUCUGCUGCGGUAUCAAUUUUUGAACAAAUUUGAUGGCCUGAUGAACAAUUGUGAAUCACAGUACGGAUGGCUCCAUGCGCCUCAGGCAUACAUUUCCCUGAAGCACGAAGGAGACAAGGUCAUUGUAUUUGAACGAGCUGGUCUUGUCUUCGUGUUCAAUUUCCAUCCGAAUCAGAGCUUCAGCGACUAUCGAAUUGGUGUCGACGAAGCCGGCACGUACAAGGUUGUCCUACAGACUGACGGCAAAGAUGUUGGUGGUCACAGCAGAAUUGACGAGGAUAUUCGCUUCUUCACUACUCCAAUGGAAUGGAACGGUCGAAAGAACUGGACGCAGGUCUACAUUCCGACCAGAACGGCAAUAGUUCUGGCGCGCGAGGAUGCCGGUGCCCUCUGA